AUGCCGGUGCAUGAGCUAACAUCAGAUAUACAGCAUGCUUCUUCACUGGAGGCGGCCGCCGGCGCGUCAGCUGCGGUUUUCCAGGCAGAAAAUGCUGAACAGGUAAAGACAGACUUGAAGAAAGCACCUCUUAAGAGGAGAAGCGAAGAAUUAUUCGAUGAGGAGGGUUGGGGAAAACUGCUGAUACUUGAGGUACCGCUCGACGACGGCACGCUACAGCCUGCCUCCCCUCUCGAUCCUGCGUUGGAUGCUCUUAUUGACACUCUAUUAAUUGGCAGCGAAGACCCCUUUGCUGAAUCGGCCUGGCUUUCAGUCGGCGCACACGAUAUAUUUGAAAUUAUUGAUCUUUCCGUUGGUUCGCGGCCCGCCACAUCAGCAGCAGCCUCUGGACUGGACGGGAGAGCUCCAUCGAGUAAUAUGCAUGAAAGGCCGCCAAAGCCCCCUCGAGCACCAGGAAUUCCUAGGCGAAGCCGCAGACCGAGAACUAACGAUAUAAAAAAGCCAUCUCCAGGCGCCUCAACCCCCCAAAAUGUACCAAGUGGCUCAGCUGCUGAUGCUGCAGCAGGAACCUCUGGCCUGGACGGGAGAGCUUCAUCGAGUAGUGUGCAUGAAAGGCCGCCAAAGCCCCCUCAAGCACCAGGAAUUCCUAGGCGAAGCCGUAGACCGGGAACGGACGGCAAGCAGAAACCAUCUCCAGGCGCCUCAACCCCCCAAAAUGUACCAAGUGGCUCAGCUGCUGAUGCAGCAGGAGACUCUGGCCUGGACGGGAGUCGUCCAUCGAGUAAUGUGCGUGAAAAUCCCUCAAAGCGCCGUCCAGUACCAAUCAUUCUUAGAAGAGGCCGUAUGCAGAGAAUUGGCGAUGAGCAGGAGCCAUCUCCAGGCCCCUCAACCCCCCAAAAUAUAUCCGAUGGCUCAGCUGAAGUUGCACUAGGAGCCUCUUGCCUGGACGGGAGAGCUCCAUCGCGUACUGUGCAUGGAGCGCCCUCAAUGCCCUCUCCAGCAACAGGGACUCGUAGGAGAGAGCGUAAGCAGACAUUCAACGUAAAGCAGGAGCCACCUCCAAGCCCCCCAACCCCCCCAGUUAUGCCAGGUGAUUCAGUUGCAGAGCAUCUAGUGUAG
Eimeria acervulina is the source of this 1119-nucleotide messenger RNA. RefSeq lists its product as hypothetical. The record is from RefSeq and is a predicted model, not a curated record. The transcript has a single exon. Lineage: Eukaryota; Apicomplexa; Conoidasida; Eucoccidiorida; Eimeriidae. The coding region runs from base 1 to 1119 and encodes 372 amino acids.